This is a messenger RNA of Cladocopium goreaui, 7260 nucleotides long. The record is from the annotation of a GenBank genome assembly. Lineage: Eukaryota; Dinophyceae; Suessiales; Symbiodiniaceae.
AUGGAGAGAUUUGCUUCCAUUGACGCCCUGCCUUUCUCUCAGUCUGAGUCGGAAAUUGAACCUGAGAUGCCGCUGCAGAAGAAACCUGCCACAAAGAAGGCACCAAUGCCAGCCUGUGGAGCUGUUCAUGGAUCUGAGAUCCGCCACAUAGCAAUGCCUUUGCCAAAGGACUUGGCGAACCAAGUGCGGCAUUGGGAUGUGUACACCGCAAAGAUGGGUGAGCAUGGGCUGGCUCCAGGUUCAUGUUUGAACCCAUUGACAGCUGAGUGGUUCAGUGGUCAGCAACUUAGCCUACCAUUGAAUUGGACGAAGCCACAGAGUGGACUUGUGAAUCCACGUGUUCUGCAUGACAUGAUGCUGACCUGCGAUGAGGCUGGUCGUGGGUUUGGAAUUGCAACCGCUGGGUUCAAUAUUCGCAAGACGACUGGCAGAACCUACUUCAGACACGUGCGACUGAAAGUGCCAGAGGGAGUCAGGUUGCGUCCAAUGCUGUUGCAACAGAAGAUGGCAGUCGAAAGUGACAGUUUCUGUGUGGCCAUCCUCAAGUCGCGGCAGCAAGAGGGAUGUCUGCCCACUUGCCCCAUUUCGUCAGAUGUGGUGAGCUACAAGCCUUCUGGGGGUGAUCUAGCUGCCCAGCUUGGUGUGUCAAGCGCCGGCAACCAGCUGGGCCUGAGCGACAGCAGGCAGGGCAUUUUGCUUGAAAAUGUCGGAGCGCUACUUUCAAGCCAGACAGAGACCCGCAAGCUUUUCAGGUACAUCCUCAAGGCUGGGCGCAAACGCGUCUUUAUCCUAUGUGCAGUGAAGAGCUUUCGCUUUCCGGAUGGCUUCAAGACUGAGCGAGGGGUUGAGAUGACCGAGCCAUGGAACCCGCUCAAUCAGGUCCCGAUUCAUGAAUGGCUCACUCAUUCGCAUAGUGAGGAGGACAAGUGCCGCCUCCGUGCAAUGGGCAACAUUGUGGUCCCAUACCAGGGGCUAAAACCAAGUGCAGGACAAUUUGAGAUCAUGAUGCCGAGGCAGCAUCCAUUUUGUGAGCAGAAGCAUGAGGGGCCCAAACACUACUCGGUGAGAUCGAUCUGGUUGAUUGUGUGCAAGUUGCUGAAGGUGGCAGGCCCAGCUCAGAAGCGGAAGCGCCGCCCAUCUUUUGCAGAGUCAGCAUUGCAUCGCAUCCGGAAAGCGCUUGACGAAGCUGGCGAUAGCUCCAUGCUUUGGAUGUUCCUUGGGGAACGAGUUUGUGUGGCAGCAUGGAAGAAGCUUCAUGCCUUGGGUUACUUGGGUUUGCUUCGAAAUGACCCUUUCAAAGGAAAUAAGCAGGCAAAAAGGGGUGAAGUGGUUGCACCCGUGGAUUUGCGGUAUCUUCAGAAAGGUGUUCCGAAGCGGGGCAGUUCUGGGGCAGAUGAGACGCGUGGAAGGGUUGUCGCAUUUCUUCGUGGCAUUUAUGAAAGUGUUGCUGAGACGCUUCCUGAUGUCCGUGAUGAGGGUUUUGAUGAUGUGGAUGCAGCCACUGACAAAGUGCUGCAACUACCACAGGCAGACCUUGAUCCAUACGCUCAGGCCAUUGCUGACCCACAGAUUCGACUCAGGCUGAAACCCAAGAGCAAAGGUGUUCGAGCUCAACGGUUGGGGCUUCAAGUGAACGUUCACCGGCACCCAGAAAACGGAUAUGAGAAACGCUGGCUUCCCCCAGGCCACAUCAGAGAGUACUAUGAACAAUUCCUUGCAACCGAAGCUGGAAGUGAUGGUGGACAGACCAAGUCGGUCGCCUUCAGUUCGUUCUGGCGCAUCUGGUACCAAGAAUUUGGAUCGAUCUUACAGUUUCGUCCGGUUUCGAACCAUGCGAUGUGUGCAACCUGCGUGAAGCACAAAUUGCUGAUCAAAGGAUUCGCUGGACACCUCAAGGCCAGACAGUGUCAGUUGGAUCACUACAUUGCGCACCUUAGGUCCCAGUAUAAAGACCGAGUCGUUUACUGGGACCUAAGGGCCCAAAGUCGUCUCCGAAACACGUUAGAGGUGGUGAUCAUGAUAGAUGGCGUUGACCAGGCGAAAUUCGCUUACCCAAGAGGCGAACUAUUCAGGAGCAAAGAUCUGGCUUCUUUUGUUCGUCCAAGGGCUCACAUAGCAGCCGCGCUGAUGCACGGAAGAGGGCUAGUCUUCAGCGUCAGCCCUGCAGAUGUGAGGAAAGAUGCAAAUGCCAGCAUCGAAUUGAUUGCAGUUUGUUUGACCCAGCUCUCGAAACAGAUGGAUUUGCAGAAGUUGACGCUUCACAUACAAAGCGACAACACCUCCCGGGAGGUAAAAAAUAACCACUGCAUGAGAUUCUUGAGCAGCCUUGUAUGCCAUGGACCCCUGGCUUUGCUUGAGGUGAGCCCAGUAAUCUUGUUUUUGAGAUUACAGAAAAAAAGAGGACUCUUAAAGGAGCAGCCCUUGCUUUUCCCAAAAAUUGCCACGGCAGAUUCAGGUGUGAUUGGGGGUGCCCGUCUCCGCAAUUUGCGGAGCGGGCACUCCCAUGAAGAUCUUGAUCAAAGUUUUGGACGACUUGCCAGCCACAUCGCACGAUCCGCUCGCACAGCUGCCAGCCCCCGGGAGUUUCAGCAGAUCAUCCAGACUUGGCUGGACACGAAGUUGGAUCGCCCCCAUGAACCUUUUCGCCAAUGCAUCCUGAUGGACCAGUGCAGAGACUGGACCAAACGCAACAUGGCAGACUCUGACUACACCUUCAACCUGGUGUACUACCCAUAUGAGGUGGCUCGUGUGCGCUUGCCCCUUGGGCUUCCAGCAGGCGUGGCCCCAAAGAAUCCAGUGUCCACUGAUCUGAAGAAGGAUGUGCUCAAUAAGUGUGCCAUCAAGUCGACCGGUGGAACUUAUUCCUUGGUGGGGCGGCCGCAGAGUUUUGAGCCAGUUCCUGGACAUCUUGCGCUGGGAAAACACGAUGGGAAGGAGGCCAGAAACCAGAUCACACAUUACGUUGCUUCCGCCAGAAAGCGCAUUGCGAUAGAAGCUGCUGCAGAAGCAUGGGCAAAUGGUGUGCCAUGGGGUACUGCAAUACAAGUGUGCACAAGAGCAGUGAAGGCUGCGAAUCCCAAAGCAAAACCCGUUCCCAAAGGGGCUGCUGCGCCAAAACGGCGUGCGCAGCGUGGGCUGUGUUCUGGCUGCAGCCAGAAGCUUAUUUUGCAGCUGAAUUGUGCCUUUUGUGGCUUUGAAUGCGAGAGAACGGCAGUGGCAAACGCUUGCCCACAAGUUUUUUUUUCUGCUCUGCUCAUCGUGUCUCCCGCCUUGUCAUUCUUCAAAAAGUCAGCUGCCCUCGGCACUGGAGGUGGCGGGCGUGCAGCCAAAAGAGUUGCCAAAAGCAAUUCCAAGGAGAGUCUUGAUGACCCGAAGGUGGCCCACGUUCGCCGCAUUUGCGAGUUCAUGACAAUUGUCGUGCCACAGGGAGGGGCCGAUCAAUAUUUGAUGAAGAAGUACAGAACCAAGGAUUGCGACCUGAUCGAAUACAGUCCUGACAUGAGCGUCGGGCCGAAAUACUUGCGACCCUGGCAGUUGUCCUUUCGUUCAGACUUUGGAUUGGCAUCAAUGGCAGAUCCCUUCGACAUGUGUACUUUGAUGGAGCUAAUCUUGUUCAGGACAGAUGCCAAUGAAGGAGGAGUGGAAAAGCUGAGUGUGACCGUCCCCAACAAGGCUUGGCUGGAGACUCCCUACAAAGAGCUUGCCCCGCUUGUGGAAGGCAUCUUGCCGCCCUGGUCCGUUGGCUUCAUCAAAGGGUGGAGACGAAGCCUUGCCAUGUUGAUUUGCUUGGAGGGGGUGAGAAGCUUGGGGGUCGAGCUUGCGGAGUUGACCGACAACUUCAAGGCGUCGCUUCGUGUUGUUCAUGGAGCUGUGGGGAGAUAUUCCACAUCCAAAGAGGCUAUUUGGGCAAGCCGUGGAGUCCUGGACCAAAUUCUCAGAAUCACCAUGAGUUCUACAGCAACACGUCGUCCACCAAACGCCAUGAAUUUUAUUCGGCAACUGGAGAUACUGAAGAAGAGCGGCGAGGACUGGCACAACGCCACAGCAGUCGCACGAGCUUUUCAAAUUGGAGAGAAGGAAUCCAAGUCGGUGUGUCACCUUCAGACUUGCAUUCAGAAGGACAUGGUGGCAAAGCUUCGUGAGAGUGUGCGCACCCGUGGCAUGCGACAGUGGCUGACGCAUGACUUGUUGGCGGGUGAAAUGUUCAAUGUCGGGUGGAGUUCAGGAAAGUCGGGCGCUUUGAUUCCAUGGCAAGGGGAGCUCACGAACCUUGAGGCCGAGCUCUUUCUGGAGCGUUUGGAAGGGGAUUGGGAUCGUGCAAGCUUGAAAAAAGCGUGGCUGUACCGUGAUGCUUGGAGUGUGCACGCAGCAUGUGGUGGCUUCAACGCCAUCAUCGAGCAGCUCAAACAGUCAGUGCCGCAGAAGGACUUCCGGGAGGCUUUGCCAGGACUCGUGGAGCAGUUCAGACUUGGCAUCCUGGAUGGGGACAUCGUCACCUUCUUGGAAACAACUGUCCCUCCAAUUUCCUUGGAGCAGGUGCCUUUCAUCAGGAGUAUGAUCACAACUGUUGAGCAGCGGAAGCUGCGUGAGGCCCAGCAGACUGAGCGAGAACUUGCAGAGAAAGUGAGCCAAGCUACUGUCGAACAUUUGAGGAAGGGACAGGACUACACAAAGGACUUCAUGGACUGGAAGUGCAAGCUGAUCUUCCCCAAGACGCAGGAUCCCAAUGCAGCUGGCAACCACUUUGCGGAGAUCGCUAGCUUCAUUUCAAAGUGGACGUCGAAGGAGGGAGUUUCCCGGGUGUUUGUGCUGUGCAGUUUGGAUACCUGCGUUUGGCCUCCCAAUUCUGCUUAUGUGAGCAACUGCAUAGCAACCCUGGUCAAUGUCCUUCAAAUGUCUCCGAACAAUGCCGGCCAUUGUCAGCUUCCGGUGAUGCAGUCACAGACAACCACUGAUGCAUGGAUCAAACACAGGCGUACGUUGGAGGACGCACUGAAGAAGGGGAGGAUGGACAUCACCACAGGAGUGGCCUUGACCUUUGACAAGUCAUCGAGCCAUGCGAAUGACAAGAGGUGUGUGAAUCACCCAUGCCUCUUCGUUACAGCCCUUGACCAUCAGCAGGCCAACGCUUGGUUGGGCGCCGCUGCGGUUUCGAAAUGUGUGAUUGGGCCUUGUCAGCUCAUUCGUGUCUCUGACAUGCAAGGCUUUGACCCAGACAACAGAUUUGGUGCUGCAGCACGAACUGAACAGUGGAAGGGCGUGCAAGCUCAUUCGGAGGUCAUCGCCUCCUACCUGCGUGGGAUUGACUGGCAAGAUGGUGACGUGGCAAUCUUUGCUGAUUGUUUGGCGAACAGGUAUGGUGAGUUUGGACAUGCAGUGCUGGACCGCCUCCUGGACAAUACAAUUCGGCGCCCACCGCUGUACUACAUUGGCUGCCUUCGGGAGGACCAGCGAGAUGUUGCUGCGGCCUUGGAGGAGGAGGUGUACAAGCAUUGGGAUUCUUCAGAAUCUGCGCCUCCAGCCCGGCGGCCAACUGAGCCAAUUUCGGAGCCCUCGCUGGAGCUGUUGGGUUGGAACAGUGGUGCCCCUGUGUUCCCUGAGAACCUGCUGCAGAAGUUUUCUGAAGGGUCAAAUGCUCAUGCCGAUGUCCUUGCCAUGAAGAAAGAACUUGUCCAAGCGUUUCCGGAUGCAGGACGGCGUUCAAGUCAGCGAUCUGAGACAAGCACUUCAAGAGCCGCGCCAGCAAGGGCAGCUGGCCGUCCAGACUUUGGGAUCGAUGGCGGUGUUCUGCCACUUGACACCGCGAGGAUCAUUGAGAAAGAGCACAUUGCGCAAAGCGCCUUCGAUGUGGCAAGGAAAGCGUACUGUCCUGCUUCCCGCGGCAAGCCAGCUUUGGUCAUCAGCACCGACUUUGGCUUGUAUGUGGGGAAUGAAAGCGACCAAGAGAUGCAGCUCGUUGCUUCGGAGCUUUGUGGCUUCAACACUGGCUCGUUUCAGCAGAAGGCCAUUGCAGGACUGGGCGAAUCCGAGCUGGAUGGGAUCUGCUUCCGUUUUAAUUCGGACCUUUCUUUGAUUUCGCACGAGAGGAAGAUUUACUGCAUCUCAGAUUUCCUUCACCAUUGCUGCACAGUACAUGGAGUGGCAGAAUUUGAGUUUGCCAACCACCAGCUCAUUCCCAAGAUGUACCCGACGGACCGGGCUUUUUUUUUGGGGGUGAUUCGGGACCAGACGGAGAAUGCCGAUGCAGAGCAAGUUCCUGUGCCAUAUCGGUACACGUUGACAGCUGCCAGGAACGGUCUCUGCAAUGUUUUCAUGCCAAACUUGCUUGGCCCGGGCGAUGCGAACUUGAGGCAUGCUACGAUCGGGGCUGCAUUUUGUGGCCAUAUGGACAAGUUGCCGCGUGGGCCUGAUGCACAGGUCCUUUGGGAAGCCAAGGCCAAACCGAAGAGUCCUGCGGCUUCUGUGAAAGCCAAGAGCAGCCCGAGCAAGCCGAAUCCUGGCCCACAGAAGGCUACUAAGUCUAAGUCCGUUCUUCAGACAGGGUCGAAGAUGAAGAAGCCGGCUGCUUGCGUACGCAAGCGCCCAGCUGUGGCUCUUGGAGGAGAUUCUGAUGGCAGAGUUGAGCCAGGCACUACCGCUGCGCUUGGUGAGGACAGUGAUGGAGGUGUUGAACCAGGUGAUGAUUCUGGUCUUGCUGCUGUGCUCAAGCGCCCAGCUGCUGCUGUUGCAGGAGAUGACGGCAGCAACCCCGGUGAUGAACCAGGUGAUGCUCCUGAUGGUGCCCCGUCAUGCAGCAAGCAGCCGAAGGUGAGCUGUAUCUACCUCUACAAAUCCACAGGGAAAUUUGCUGUCAAGCGCGAUGGAAAGCAGAUCUUUCAGGUGGGUGGCAACCAUGUGAAUUCUGACAAGGCCAAAGAGAUUGCUGACUUGGCCUCAGCCAUUGGCCGCAAGUACCUGAUGUUGGGCAAGAGUGAUCAUUUUGUCCGAGACGUUGUGGCCAACUUCUCAGUUUUGCCUGCUCAGCAGCGUGUUUCAGACCUACAUCAGAAUCAGCCACCAGCGGAGAUCACUGCUGCUGCUGCUGAGCAAGCACCUGAGCGCUCCAGUGCCACUGGCUUUGAGGACGCCGAGGUUGAGGUCGAAGUUCCUGAUGUCUCAGUUGAGGACGGCACCAAGGAGGGAGGAGAGGAGGAGGAAGGAGCUGUGGAUGAAAUUGUCGAAGCCCCUGCAGACUCUCAGGUGGCUGAGGAUGUUGACUAG